Molecule: messenger RNA, 822 nt
Organism: Nicotiana tabacum (common tobacco)
Lineage: Eukaryota; Viridiplantae; Streptophyta; Magnoliopsida; Solanales; Solanaceae
Source: RefSeq, a predicted model, not a curated record
AUGGGUUUUGGGGAGAAAUGGAUCAAAUGGAUAAAAUAUUGCAUCUCCACUGUUAGAUUCUUUAUUCUUAUUAAUGGAUCUCCUGAAGGAUUCUUUCCUGCACACAGAGGUUUAAGACAAGGAGACCCUUUGUCUCCUUUUCUGUUCAUAUUAGCAAUGGAAGGUCUUAACAAUAUGGUUAAGACAGCAAGAAGUCAGGGUUGGAUCAAAGGUUUUGAGGAGCAACUGAGGUUCUUGAGAAUUAUCUUGGUACUAUUUGAAGGCAUUUCAGGACUGCACAUCAAUUGGAGAAAAAGCCACUUGUUCCCCAUCAAUAAAGUUCCUGAAAUGGAGCAUCUGGCACUGAUCUUGGGUGGAGAAGUAGGAAGCCUACCUGCAAUUUACCUUGGUAUGCCCUUGGGAGCAAAGUCAAAAUCUAAGCUGAUUUGGAAUUCUGUUAUUGAAAAAUGUGAAAAGAAGCUGGCUAGAUGGAAAUUCCAAUAUUUGUCUUUGGGUGGUAGACUCACCUUGAUCAACUCAGACUUAGAUUCUCUUCCAACAUACAUGAUGUCCCUCUUUCCCAUUCCUGCAGGGGUUACUGAGAGACUUGAUAGACUUAGAAGAUCCUUUCUUUGGCAAGGAAAUAAAGAAAAAAGAGGUAUAGCUUGGACAAUGCCUAGUAAGAUUACUGAAGUGCUUUUUAGCUGGGAUGAAGCUGGAGCUGGAGCAAGAGACAGAGAUAGAUGGAGGACUGUCCCAGCAUGUAUUUGGUGGACAAUCUCGAAAAAAGGAAUUCUAGAUGUUUUAAGGACAGUAGCAACUCAGUACAGAAGAUCAAACUAA